AUGACUAAAUCCCUCCAACAGGACCACUUCCACCGCCUCAAAACCGCCUACCCUGGCCGGCGCCUGCUGAUAGUCUCCAACACCGCAGGAGCCUCAGCCAACGACCCCCACGGGCAUCUCUCCUCAGCUGUUGAGAAAGCAACAGGAAUCUCCGUGCUUCCUCACUCUACUAAGAAACCGGGGUGCGGAGAGGAGAUCAUGGAGUAUUUCCGCAAGUAUCCCGAAACGGGCGUCACGAGACCAGAGCAGAUUGCGAUUGUUGGUGAUCGCUUGACGACUGAUGUGAUGGUGGCGAAUUUGAUGGGGAGUUAUGCUGUCUGGGUUAAGGAUGGUGUUGUGGGGUUGGAGGGGGGUAGUUUUUUUGCGAGGAUGGAGCAUAGAUUUGCAGCUUUUUUGAUGAAGAGGGGAUAUGAAGCUCCGGAACCGAAGAGCUCGUUUGAGGGAUAG
Messenger RNA from Venustampulla echinocandica, 447 nucleotides. RefSeq lists its product as uncharacterized. Lineage: Eukaryota; Fungi; Ascomycota; Leotiomycetes; Helotiales; Pleuroascaceae. The coding region runs from base 1 to 447 and encodes 148 amino acids. Gene Ontology annotation, molecular function: phosphatidylglycerophosphatase activity. The record is from RefSeq and is a predicted model, not a curated record. The transcript has 2 exons.